CUUGGCACUUCGUUUCUCUUCAGAUCCGAUCACAACAGACCUUUUUUCACACACAGAAAAGAAAAGAAAACCAGAGAGCGACAAUGGCAGGAAUCGUGCACAAGAUUGGAGAGACCCUUCACCUAGGAGGCAACAAGAAAGAAGACCAGCAGCACCAGGGAGAGCAGCACAAGGCCGGAGAGCUUCACGGCGAGCACAGGGCCGGAGAUCAGUACAAGACUGGAGAUCAGCACCGUGGCGAGCACAAGGCCGGAGAUCAGUACAGGCCUGAGCACCAGGGCGAGCACAAGGAAGGGUUUGGAGAGAAGAUCAAGGACAAGCUCCAUGGCGGUGGCGAGGGCCAGGACGGAAAGAAGAAGAAGAAGGAGAAGAAGAAGAAACAUGGUGAAGGCCACGACGGCCACGACAGCAGUAGCAGCGACAGCGACUAGAUGUCACACACAUGAAACAUCAUGCCUAGGUGGUGUACGGGGUGACUGUAGGAGUGAGAUCCCUCUCCAUGGAAAUAAAAUAAAAACGAACAAAAUCUUUGUCUCACUUCCUCUUACUAUUUAUAUUUAAGUGUUCGUACGUAUCUAGCCUAGCUGCCUAGGCAAGCUCGGGAUGUAACACCCACUUUUUUAUGAUGUACGGAGGAUUAUAAUAAUAUGUUUAUGUUGUAUUUA
Messenger RNA from Alnus glutinosa, 665 nucleotides. Its product is annotated as protein SRC1-like. Gene Ontology annotation, molecular function: metal ion binding. Lineage: Eukaryota; Viridiplantae; Streptophyta; Magnoliopsida; Fagales; Betulaceae. The transcript is spliced from 2 exons. The record is from RefSeq and is a predicted model, not a curated record. The coding region runs from base 84 to 431 and encodes 115 amino acids.